CAAAAAGCAGACAACACAAGAAUUUGAAAUAGAGUGUGCCGUUUGAAAAACACUAAAAUAAAACACACACUUCAAACUUCAAAAAACUCCUCUUCCUUCAAUGCUCUUUCCCCCAAUCAAAUUUCACCCCUUCAUUUGAACUCGCUUAUCCAGAUUUCUAGAGAGAGAAAGAAAGGAGACAUGACUGGUGUGGUUAUGGUGACUCGGGCCGCCGUCGGGUGCGCCGGCAAGAGCUCGAAAUCGGCCGCCGCGGAGGCGGAGGAGCAGAGCCAGCUGUCGCUGCUGAACUUCAUCCUAUCUGCUCUGAGGAAAUCCAUGGUGUCCACGUGUCGGGUCGACCGGCGGGACCAGGAGGUGAUCUCUGCCGUCCGGCACAUGGAAAUCGGGUGGCCCACGAACGUCCGCCACAUAACCCACGUUACAUUCGACAGAUUUCACGGGUUUUUGGGGCUUCCGGUCGAGUUUGAGGUCGAGGUUCCUUGCCGAGCACCGAGUGCUAGGUUUAAUUACUUGCCUAUACUAGUUGCUUGCGUGAGUGUAUUUGGGGUCUCAGCCGAGUCGAUGCAAUGCUCUUACGACAAUAGGGGCAAUAGCGUCCCAACAAUUCUACUACUAAUGCAAGAAAGAUUAUACUCACAAGGUGGUCUAAAGUCAGAAGGAAUUUUUCGGAUAAACCCCGAAAAUAGCAAGGAGGAACACGUGAGAGAUCAGCUCAACAGAGGCAUCGUGCCUCAAGAUAUCGAUGUUCAUUGUUUGGCAGGUUUGAUCAAAGCCUGGUUCCGUGAGCUGCCAGCUGGCGUGCUCGACGGGCUUUCUCCCGAACAGGUUUUGCAGUGCAAUACCGAGGAGGAUUCGGACGAGCUGAUUAAGCAGCUAAAGCCAACCGAGAGUGGCUUACUAAGCUGGGCUGUUAAUCUCAUGGCUGAUGUGGUGGAGCAAGAAGAUUCCAACAAAAUGAAUGCCAGAAAUAUUGCUAUGGUUUUCGCACCAAAUAUGACUCAGAUGGCGGAUCCCCUGACUGCCCUCAUGCACGCCGUUCAAGUAAUGAACUUGCUCAAGACCCUCAUCACAAAAACGCUACGCGAACGCGAAGAAUCGGGCGAAGAGGGGUACUCGCUCGUCUCUUCUCGAAGUUCUUCCGUUAGGCAGACUGACGAGGAGGAAUACGAUAGCCAACAAGAAACAGAAACCGGAGGCGAGUCAACCGGGCCUGGCUCAGACGAGGAUGAACAGGACCUAUACAGCCCGCGCAGCAGCAAAAACCGAGACAAGCCCGAAUCAUCCUUUAGCGACAUCGAGGAAUGCUUUCUGAGACAGCUGGACGCGAAUGAGAACGCGAAAAACGGGUUUCGUAAGGAGCUCGAGGGAAUCGUACUCUCCAACGGGUUUUCGCCGUCUGAGAGUAAAAUCGAGAGCUCGUUUUUCAGCACGAGCGAUGGUGAGGAUUCGAGACUCAGUUCUUCGCUUGUUUUCGGCCCUUCUUAAGACAGGAUGCAGUUAAUUAAUUAAAGCUGUGUUUUGAUGUUUGAUUGAACCUUGUGUUAAUUAGUUUAGUUUGUUUGUUGUAAAUUAAGUUUUUUAUCAUGUGGGAUGAGUUUAAUUUAGGAUUUUGAUUGAAGUUUGCAGACUCCUUUAGAUUGUGGUGUGAAUGUGUGUGUCACUCACUCUUCAGUUUAGGGCUGAAAAUAGUGAUGAAUCCAUUUUCUGUAACUUUUGCUCUAUCAGCAAAAGGUUUUUUUCUUUCUAACUAUUUGAAGUUUUUCUCCUUUUUUUUUUCUUUUUCUUUUUUUCAGGAGACAUGAAAAUUGUUAAGUAGCUUUUGUGUCAUCCAGAAGCUUGGACUGACAUUGAAUAUUGUCAUGAAAGAACUAUUGUUGGACAGGAUUAAUUGUUAUGCAUCUUUUGAAUUUACAUUACAUGUUUGAUAAAUAACUUUUU
Molecule: messenger RNA, 1938 nt
Organism: Striga asiatica
Lineage: Eukaryota; Viridiplantae; Streptophyta; Magnoliopsida; Lamiales; Orobanchaceae
Source: the annotation of a GenBank genome assembly